Messenger RNA from Aricia agestis (brown argus), 2932 nucleotides. RefSeq names its product death-associated inhibitor of apoptosis 1 (gene Iap). Gene Ontology annotation, molecular function: ubiquitin protein ligase activity; cysteine-type endopeptidase inhibitor activity involved in apoptotic process. The record is from RefSeq and is a predicted model, not a curated record. Gene Ontology annotation, cellular component: cytoplasm; nucleus. NCBI's taxonomy places the organism in Eukaryota, Metazoa, Arthropoda, Insecta, Lepidoptera, Lycaenidae. Gene Ontology annotation, biological process: positive regulation of protein ubiquitination; negative regulation of apoptotic process; regulation of cell cycle. The transcript is spliced from 4 exons. Bases 233 to 1357 code for a protein of 374 amino acids.
UCUGUGCUUGUGCCCUGAAGUACAGAAUAUUGUCGUUAAAUUCAAAGGAGGCGCAAGUUUCAAACUUUUAAACGAACUUUACCUACUUACAUUAGAUUUUGGAGAGUGGACGGCGGACGCGACAUUUAAAAUACGUUGUGAUUUUACAUGUGUUUCACUCAACCGAUUGCGACUUUUUGACCACUUCUUUUUUCCGGGAGAACCCCGGAAUUCCGGGAGAGUCGGCAACUCUAUGUUACACUGUACAGGAAUGGAAGAAAAUCCUACACCUGGCGAGGAUGAAAAUGCUACUUCUACAUCUCAAGGAGUGUCCUCCAAUGCUGCACCACCGAUGAAUGCUGAGAUAAUUUCGAUGGCUCAGCUGUUGAAGUCAUCUGGGUCAUCAAUCAGAAAUUUUUGGCCUUCAGCAUGUGAGGCCACCGUUUCAUCGAGCUCAUCUGCAGCAUCUUCCGACAAAACUGACAACCGCGACACAUUUGGCUAUUUACCCGAAUCAGUUGAUAUGCGCCGCGAGGAAGAGAGGCUCAAAACUUUUGACAAAUGGCCCGUCUCAUUCCUAUCACCGGAGCAGCUCGCCAAGAAUGGAUUCUAUUAUCUCGGUCGCGGCGACGAGGUUCGUUGCGCUUUCUGUAAGGUUGAAAUAAUGCAAUGGGUGGAAGGUGACGACCCUGCAACGGACCACGAACGCUGGGCGCCCCAAUGUCCGUUUUUGCGAAGACACGACGGAGCUAGAAGUAUUCCCGCGGAUAUACCGCCUACUGUUGACGGACGCGACGAAUGCGGAGCUAAAGUACCGCCCACGGCCACAGGAACUCGACUACCCGGACCCGUACACGCAAAGUACGCUUCGAUGGCCGCUCGACUUCAAACCUUCGCCGACUGGCCACGUAGCAUGCGACAAAAACCCGAGGAUCUCGCCGAAGCGGGCUUCUUCUAUACCGGCAACGGGGAUAAAACCAAGUGCUUCUACUGCGACGGUGGCUUAAAGGACUGGGAAAACGACGACGAACCUUGGGAACAGCACGCCCGUUGGUUCAAUAGAUGCGCCUACGUCCAACUCGUCAAGGGCCGCGACUACGUUCAGCAGGCAGUCACUAAGGCGGUCACUAUCACAGCUCCUAAAGAACAAAAAGAAACUCCAACGGAAUCUGCACCCGAAACAGAAAAAGCUAAGGCAUCGGAUGAACCUUCAGUGGAAGAUUCAAAAUUGUGUAAAAUAUGUUUCGCGGAAGAAAGGAACGUAUGCUUCGUGCCCUGCGGUCAUGUGGUCGCUUGCGCGAAGUGCGCGCUGGCGACGAAUAAAUGCCCAAUGUGCCGGAGAACUUUCCAAAAUGCUGUGCGUUUGUAUUUUUCGUGAGGAGGGUUCAUUCGGGGACUCGUUUCUAGUCACUUUAACCGAACAGUCCUUUAGCGUGCUGAAACCACGCAACCCCAUUAAUGCAACAGCUGUGAUUUUAAAUAUCGGGCGGUGGGGCGUUUCCUAUUACUCCGAGGACACGGAGCGCGUGGACUCGGGAGAUAAAUGUAGACAAUGAAGUUUAAUUAUUUAUUAUUUAUGAAUACGAUGGUGUUAAUUCUGUUGUAUAGUAGCUAAGUUUAUUUUUCAUCAGUAAAAUUUUUGUUUAUUCAAAAACAUCGCUGAAGGUAAAAGUAAAUUUAGUUAGAAAAAAGUGCAAAAGCUAAUAUUUUGUGUAAGUGUACCGGUAUCUCAUAUUUGUAAAAAAAAUGUUUUAAUGAUUGUGUACACUUAUUCAAAGUCUUGCUGGCAAGCGACAACUGUUAAAAGCAUCUUUAAUCUAUUACAUUCAUAUCACUAAAAGUUUUUGGAGAACUGUACAUUUAAAAUAUAUUCAAAAUAAUAUUAUUAAACAAUUUCUGUGUCUGAGAUAAAGUGGUCACUAUCAUAUCAAUGUAAAUAUGUAAUAUAUUUUAACUUAAGUUAUGAUAUUUAUGCAUGUCACCGAAUUAACACCAUUGUAAGAAUAAUUAUUAUAUUAUGUGUAAAUAUUUUAGCUUAUCAUUUUGUCCCACCGACAAGUCAAAAUUUUCAAUUUUAACCAGUAUAAUAUUAUGUGGUGCAAUUUGUUAAUAAAAUAAGAUAUUAGACUGCCAAUUUACAACUAUUCUGUUUCGGUGUGAUAUUUAUUUCAGGAAUCAUAGUGAUUGUUGAAAGAACAUUUUUAAUAAUUUCAAUAAAAUUGGAGUAGUGUUUUCAAAGAUUUUGUAAUUUAUGUUUAUUCAGUUAAAUGACUUCAUGUUAUAAAUUAAAUAAUUAUUGUUCUUGUAAAUAACUUAUGUUGACAAUAACAGGAAAUACUAAGAUUAAUUAGGUAGACAUAAUGAUGAGCGGUAUAUAUAUUUAUUAAAUUAAUAUUAUAGUAUCAAAAUUGUAAUGUUUAUUCCACUGCCAAAUUUUGUUUUCAAAAUAAUCAGAUUCAAGAUAGUAAGAUAUCUUAAAAACCAUUAUCAUAUUUUAAGCUGCUUUAGAAAUUCUAGUUGCUGUAUUCGACUUUGCAAUAUUUUGAUAAUUUAACCAAUUCUUAGAAUUUUAUUGAAUAAAAUUUACAAUGCCAUAACAUUAGUUGUGGUAUGUAGAAUAAACAUUGUUUCCAUAGGUGUUUCAUCAUUUUUCGGCUUCAUUAAUUGUGCGUGAAUAUACAGUGAUUGCUGCAUUUAGUUAAAAUAACUACACACAAACUAAAGACAAGACUAAUAUCCAACGACGAAUUAUUUAUUGUAAGUAACAUUUCAACUAAUAGGAAGUAUUUUUACACUGUCACAUUAUAGUAGCACUGAUUUUAAUUUAAUUAAUGUUUUAACUCGGCAAGUAUACCUUGAUUCAAAGAACUUAAAAAGUCAAGAUUUUUUUUGUAUUAGUUAAUUAUUAUUUCACCGUUGAUGUCAAAUUAAAAAAUAACAGAUAUAUAUACGA